Messenger RNA from Closterium sp. NIES-65, 633 nucleotides. The record is from the annotation of a GenBank genome assembly. NCBI's taxonomy places the organism in Eukaryota, Viridiplantae, Streptophyta, Zygnematophyceae, Desmidiales, Closteriaceae.
AUGGCUUUUCCGUCUCGCUCCCUGACGCUCGUGGCCGUUUUCCUCGCGGCCGCCGCUCUCCUCGCCGCUCUUCCUUCCGCGAGCGCCGCGGGAGUGAAUUACAGCAAGAGCGGGCUCGACUGGGAGGUGUGUGAGUCGCCGCCUAGACCCGUGUGGGUGGGUGGUGUGAGAGCAUGGGAAGGGUUGAAAGGUGGCGUGUGCGAGUCGGGCGAGCGCCAGUCGCCCAUCAACAUCGUGAUGGAUGAGGCAACCACGGUGGACGCACCGGAGAAGUUUGCCCUGGAAUAUGACUCCGCGCCCACUUCUGCCACAGUCGGCAACAAGGGCUACACCGUCCAGGUGGUUCCCAACCCCAACCACACCUACAAGCUGCACAUCGCCAGUGGAACCUACGAGUUGAAGCAGGUGCACGUGCACGCCUUCUCAGAGCAUGCCAUUAACGGGCUCUUCGCGCCCAUGGAGGCGCACUUUGUGCACGCCCACACCGACGACCCCUCCAAGCUCGCUGUCGUGGGGAUCAUGCUCCGUCUGCAGCGCGAUGAUCAUACGAGCGAUUGGGUUCACUCCUGGUUGGGCAAGACCCUCUCGGAGGUGAAUGGGACAGCCACCAUUGACGUUCCCAAGAACUUCUAG